AUGACUAAGAGGAUCAAGAAGGCUAGAAUCGUUGGAAAGUAUAGUACCCGUUAUGGUGCCAGUCUGCGUAAGCAGAUUAAGAAGAUGGAGGUUAGCCAGCAUAGUAAGUACUUUUGUGAGUUUUGUGAAAAGUAUGCAGUAAAGCGGAAAGCAGUGGGAAUUUGGGGGUGCAAAGAUUGCGGCAAGUCAAAGCCAGGUGGCUCAUUGCACACCGGAGGUGCAAAGAGUGUUGUAGUGACAAUUCAAAAACUGAGGGAGCAGACUGAGAGUUAG
Solanum dulcamara is the source of this 273-nucleotide messenger RNA. RefSeq names its product putative 60S ribosomal protein L37a-1. The record is from RefSeq and is a predicted model, not a curated record. Bases 1 to 273 code for a protein of 90 amino acids. Gene Ontology annotation, cellular component: ribosome. Gene Ontology annotation, biological process: translation. NCBI's taxonomy places the organism in Eukaryota, Viridiplantae, Streptophyta, Magnoliopsida, Solanales, Solanaceae. Gene Ontology annotation, molecular function: structural constituent of ribosome. The transcript has 3 exons.